This is a messenger RNA of Drosophila willistoni, 1664 nucleotides long. Its product is annotated as caspase-1. The record is from RefSeq and is a predicted model, not a curated record. Gene Ontology annotation, cellular component: cytoplasm. The transcript is spliced from 3 exons. NCBI's taxonomy places the organism in Eukaryota, Metazoa, Arthropoda, Insecta, Diptera, Drosophilidae. Gene Ontology annotation, biological process: proteolysis; apoptotic process. The coding region runs from base 339 to 1331 and encodes 330 amino acids.
GCAGUUUGUUUUUGAAAGCGGCGGCGACUGAGCACGCUUAACCUCCGUUAAUUAAUUGAUUACAACAAAAAAUAACGCUAAUCGUGUUUACCAAAAAAGGACAUUUCGUUUAUUCUGAUUUGCAUUAAUAAAGUUAACAAAAACAUUAGCAACAGCUGUUUGGCUAUUGUUUAUUUAGUUAAAAAGUAAUUCAAUAAAAAACAACAACAGUGAAGAACUCUUCCCCCCACCACCCGCGUACUGUGGAAGGGACAGAGAAAGAGAACAAAAGGAAGGCAGGGCCCAGGCACAAGGAGAGCAUAAAGCAGAAACAGAACAUUUGAAAGAGAAUCGAGAGAAUGACGGACGAAUGCAUAACCAGAAACUUUAGUCUUCUCAAUAGAAGCAACAGCGGUGGCAGCAGCAAUGGACAAACCAAGAGCAAUCGCAGCAGCAUUAUUGAUAACACUGACGCCAAGGGCUGUAUGGAAGGAAGCAGUGGUGGUGCAACAGGAACGGGAAGUGGUGUGCCAUCCUCAAUAAAUAAAUAUGUAGCCCGAAUGCCAGUGGAUCGUUAUGCCAGCGAAUAUAACAUGAACCACAAAUAUCGCGGUCAGGCUAUAAUCUUUAAUCAUGAGUUUUUCGAUAUACCCUCGCUAAAAUCAAGAGCUGGAACUAAUGUUGAUGCCGAGGAACUGCGCAAAGCUCUCAAGAGUCUGGGGUUUGAUGUUUCAGUGCAUAAGGACUGCAAAUUGAGAGAUAUUUUGAAAUAUAUCGAUAAAGCCGCCUCACUGGAUCAUACGGAUAAUGAUUGCAUAGCCAUUGCCAUUUUGUCUCAUGGCGAACAUGGCUAUAUUUAUGCCAAAGAUGUGCAAUAUAAACUGGAUGCCAUUUGGCACUAUUUCACAGCGCAUAUUUGCCCCACGUUGGCCGGCAAACCGAAGUUGUUCUUUAUACAGGCCUGUCAAGGCGACCGUUUGGAUGCGGGCGUGAUGCUGGAGAAAAACGGGGUUACUGAAACGGACGGCGAGUCGUCAAUGAGCUAUAAGAUCCCCAUACAUGCCGACUUCCUCUUUUCAUAUUCAACGAUACCAGGCUACUUCUCCUGGCGCAAUACAACGAAUGGAUCUUGGUAUAUGCAAUCGCUUAUCCAAGAGUUAAACACAAAUGGUAAAAAGUAUGACAUUCUCACUCUGCUCACUUUUGUUAGUCAACGUGUGGCUAUUGAUUUUGAAUCGAACGUGCCCUCUACACCUUUAAUGGAUCGGCAGAAGCAAAUACCCUGCGUCACUUCCAUGCUAACGCGCAUAUUGCGUUUCACAGAUAAACCUAGUGGCAAUAAAGCUGGCUAGGUAUCACCAUCAUCGCUAUCAUCGACCAUUCAUCCAUUCCCGCUCCCAUCAUAUUCUUCCAAUGAUUUACAUAUACAUAUAUAUCUGGAUUAAAUUUGCUUCGCUUUAAUUUAGUUAAUGACUUAUCUUGAGACUUAUUCAACAUUAUGUGAAAUGUUAUUGUUGACAAAAUUCAUUCUUUCUCAUAUCUCAAUCGCCACAAAUUUAGUUUAUAAGACCAAGAAAAUGCCCUGAAGAGAUGCAUUUAUAUAUAUAUACACAGACUUAUAUAUACAUAUACAUAUAUAAGAACAAAUUUGAUAAGAAAAAUAAAAAUCUGAAUACAAUUUUGAA